Molecule: messenger RNA, 1326 nt
Organism: Rotaria sordida
Lineage: Eukaryota; Metazoa; Rotifera; Eurotatoria; Philodinida; Philodinidae
Source: the annotation of a GenBank genome assembly
AUGUCUGGAAAAUUUUUUGUCGAAAGACCAUCAUCAAAUGCACGUAUUACUAUUCUUAAAAGUAUACCAGAUUGUGCUUUAGAACCUGAAAUUCUUGAUCGUCUAUCAGUUGCUACAAAUAACUUUAGUGGAGCAGCUGUCAGUAUCACUGUUAAAUGUAUUGCAGAACGACGUUCUAAUAGAAAAUAUCAAGUAGAUUAUAUUGAAGCACUGGAAAUAGCUGAUCGUACUGCUCAACAAUGUCAAAUCUUAUUUGGCAGUGAAACAUUACCACGUCUUUUGUUGCGUAAUUUACUCAGUGGCUCUACUCUUCCUAUUCCUAAAUUAACAAAUAAUUCUAUCUAUGCUAGACGAAUUGUAGUAGAUUUAUAUAAUGGUUAUGUACGAAUCGAAGUACAUAAACAAUGUACCGAUCCAACAAAUCAUUCUCUAUCAAUCAUCGAACAUAAACUUCAUUCAAUUGAGAUAAAUGUUCAAACAUUACUUGAACGAUUGACUUUGUAUGGAAAAAAUCGAAAUGUACAACUACUUCAAUUAGUCGAUUUGAAUCUACUAGCUUCACAAGGUGCUUAUGACGAGAGAAAAGUCUUUGAAACAUUAAGAGAUCGUUUUGAUGAAUGUGUUGCUUAUACACGUUCAAUGCUUGUUUAUGAUCUCGAUGCCUUAGUUGGUGUCAAUAAAUCUGAAUCGAAUUCGAGUAUGGGUCGAUCUACGUCAUCAUCUGUUGUUAAUCAAAGUAUUUAUACAUAUGUACGUGCAAGAUUUCGUGAUUGCGCUAUAGAAUAUGAUCAAGGUAAAUCUAAAGACAAAAUUGAACGAUGGGCUGUGGCUAUUAUUCGUGAACCUUUUUUAUUACGACAAUUUUGUACUGAUGUUCAAUUUGCCCGUACUCCUCAAGAAGAACAUGAACUCGAAUUAGAACGAUGUAAGGCAGAAAAUCUAAUUAAAUGCGUUAAAUGUAAAGAUUUUUAUAUUGAAAAUGAAAACAAAAUGGGUAAUUGUGUUCAUCAUGAUGGAUUUAUAUAUGAUAAUUCAGCGGCUGAUUUAACAAAACAUACUCCAAGUGAAGCAAUGAUGUUAUUGAACGAACUUGAAUGUCAUCUUAUCAAUGAUGCUGAACGACGUGACGAACUAGAGCAAAAAAAAACGAAAUUUAAAUGGAUCUGUUGUGAUGCAAUACUUGUUAGUGGAAAUGUGGGCGGUUGUAAAAAAGGAAAACAUGUUGAUAGACUAGCUCGAACCAAUAUUCAGCAAUGGGAAGAAUCUUCUUUAUGUAAUGAAGAAUAUAAUGAUAAAUGGCUCUUGUUAUUACAAAAUCGUGGUUAA